This is a messenger RNA of Chilo suppressalis (striped riceborer), 768 nucleotides long. The record is from the annotation of a GenBank genome assembly. Lineage: Eukaryota; Metazoa; Arthropoda; Insecta; Lepidoptera; Crambidae.
AUGUCAAAUGGCAACGCUGGUUUUAACGACCUCCGUGGCCGAGUGGUUUGUACGUCGGGUUUCAUGGUGUCGCCGACUCGAGAGGUCCAAGGUUUGAAUCCCGGUGGAGGCAGAUGUUUGUGUGAUGAACACGAGCAUUUUAAGGAGGAUAAGGAUGUAAGGAUCGCAUCAGAAAUGAGGCCCAUACGCGGCAUGUCGGCGGUGGUGAUGGGCGCUGGCCCAGCGCACGCGUGCUUCUUCGCCACGUACGAGCACAGCAAGCAGACGCUCUCGCAGCUCACCAGGCAUCGCCACGAGCACCUCACACACGGCCUGUCAGGCUGCCUGGCGUCGCUGGUGCACGACGCAGUCUCCAACCCCGCAGAAGGUGAGUGCCCAAUUCAUUACUUGACAUUUGACAUCGCAACAGAUAACGUUAGCCUUGUUAUUACUAUUGAAAACAUAAUUAAACUUUAAUGAGUUUCUUCUUCGCUUUGUUUUAGUUGUUCUUCUUCCGUUGAUUUUCGAAUUAGGUCCCUCCAGAAUAUCAGCGUUGCAGCGGCAAUCCAUUUUUGCCGUUGGAACAUUAUGUUGAGGGAGCAACAUUAUGUUAGUUGACGAUGUACCUUUUGUUUUAUAUUUUGUAUAUUUUUUGUUCUUUUGUGUAUUUAUUUAAUUUAUUAUUAUUUAUUUAUUUAAGUAUUUAAGAAGGUAUAAACCUUCUUUCUUUCUAUUCGUCCACUAACUGAGGUAGUAUCUUCUUUAAACAGUAAAUAAAACUAGUAUUUA